Anopheles moucheti is the source of this 969-nucleotide messenger RNA. RefSeq names its product inactive CLIP domain-containing serine protease A8-like. The record is from RefSeq and is a predicted model, not a curated record. The transcript has 4 exons. Gene Ontology annotation, biological process: proteolysis. Gene Ontology annotation, molecular function: serine-type endopeptidase activity. NCBI's taxonomy places the organism in Eukaryota, Metazoa, Arthropoda, Insecta, Diptera, Culicidae. The coding region runs from base 1 to 969 and encodes 322 amino acids.
AUGUAUAUCCCAAGUGGUUGUGGAUCCUGUGUGCCGAGAAAGUUGUGUCCCACAAAGAGACACAAUUAUGCACUACACCUGGGCCUCAAUGGCCUCAUACCGAUAGAAGAUGAGGAAAAUGACAAAUGUGAAAAUUUCCUACCGUUAUGCUGCAUAGGGUCCAGCCGUGUGACCGACAAGUGUGGAAUUUCCAAUCCUCAAGGAUUGGUGUACAAAGUGGAACCAAAUUUUGCAUACGCGAAGUAUGGUGAGUUUCCUUGGACUGUUGCCAUUUUCAAAUGUUCUUCCUCGAACAAUAAUGAACACGUUGGCGGAGGAGCUCUUAUACAUCCAAAGUUGAUCCUGACGGGAGCUCAUACGGUGGAUGAUGAGCAUCAAUAUGUGGCUCGUUUCGGUGAGUGGAGCAUUCAGUCAGACGCGGAGAUCUACCCAUCCAAGGAUAUUGCAAUAGAUGACGUCUUCAUUUAUGGAGGAACAUUUUCUCCCGAGAACGACAUUGCUAUUGCAGUGCUGAAAGAAAAGGUCACCUACUCGGAUCACAUUCGACCGAUCUGCCUUCCAAGUGCACAAGACGUAUUCGUUGGUAAGCAGUGCAUCGCCACCGGAUGGGGAACGGAUGUACGAACUGGAGAUCCAGCACUCUAUAUGAAGCGCAUGGAGCAGACAAUCACUUCUCGUUUGAUUUGUAAUAUGUGCUAUCAGGGGCUGGAGGAGCUUCCUAAUUACAUGUGUGCGACUGCGGCUCGGAAACACAACAUUUGUUACAAAGACGGAGGGUCACCUUUAGCUUGCCAAAGAAACGAUGGGUCUUACGUUUUGGCAGGAAUAGCUUCCGGGGGAAUAGACUGUAGUCGAACUCAUGUACCGGCAGUUUAUGCGGAUGUGGCGAAGUAUAUUACAUGGAUUCGUCAAACAAUCGAGCUAUACGAUAUAAUUUUGCCGAUUCUUUCAGCUAUUAAAAGCAACUAA